Molecule: messenger RNA, 1567 nt
Organism: Bolinopsis microptera
Lineage: Eukaryota; Metazoa; Ctenophora; Tentaculata; Lobata; Bolinopsidae
Product: probable serine/threonine-protein kinase DDB_G0284251
Exons: 6
Coding region: 32-952 (306 amino acids)
Biological process (GO): protein phosphorylation
Molecular function (GO): ATP binding; protein tyrosine kinase activity
Source: RefSeq, a predicted model, not a curated record
ACACUACUAUAUAACAAAUAAUUUGAGGAUCAUGGAUAUACAAGCUCCCCUAGCGCCUAUAGACUCAGUUAUCCAGAGUUCGCAAGAAGACUAUGUAUUGAUCGAUGUGCAUGUGGGUGGCGCUAAUCUAAGAUACAGCCUUCCAUGCGAUCACACUCUUUGGUCCUAUGUUGGGAGGGGAAGUUUCGGGUGCGUUUGCCAUCACAGAGAUCCUGGAUCCGGUCUAGAUCUAGCUAUAAAAUGUAUUCCUACCUCCGAGUACGAUGAGUAUGAGACGGAGAAGAAGACCGUCCAAAACGAGAUAACGAUACACCGGAGAUUAUCACACCCAAAUAUCGUGAAAUAUUUCACCACCAAACAAGUAGAGAACAUAUUUCUCAUAUUUAUGGAGUAUGUUGAGGGGGACAGUAUGUUCGACAGGAUAGAGAAGACCGGUCCGCUGAAUAGUAACGUGGUUAUAGAUUACACUUAUCAGAUUCUCAGCGGAUUGGUCUACAUGCACUCUCAAGAAAUAGUUCACAGGGAUUUACGAUCAAAGAACAUCUUGAUAAGCAGAGCAAACGUGAUAAAAAUAGCAGACUUCGGUAUCUCGAAGUCGUUCACAGACACGCACUGCUCACUGUUCAGCAGCCAAGUCGGGAAUCCUCAUUGGAGGGCUCCUGAGCUCAUCGAAGGGAGAGGAAAAGCGGGACGGAAGGUGGACGUGUGGUCUCUAGGUAUAGCCAUGUUUGAGAUGAUACGAGGAGACACCCCCUGGGGAGAGCUGGACUCCGAGACAGCCCAGUACCACAUCUACCGGGACACCCUGAAGAUGCCUCUACCUGGGGAGACUCCUCCACAUCUGGCUGCUUUUGUUAAUCUCUGUUUGGAGAGGGAUUGUGAGAAGAGGAAACACAGUAAGGAGCUCAUCAAGGACUCUAUUUUCUGUCACUAUCACACUCUAGAGUCUUGAAGAGUGAGGAGUGGGAGAUGGACCCCAUUUGGAAUUAUAAUUUCGAGUCCUGUUGGUUGUUCAGGACGUUGUGAACAGGAACAUGAAAGAGAGCUUGAACCUCAAUUAUCAAAACAUUAUUUUUAAUUUAUUCAGGACAUGACCAGUUGUUUCACAGUUUUUGAUUUAACUAUCGUCUAUUAUUUUUCCCGCCAUAGCUUAAACUAAGUUGUAUCUAUUUAGAUCUUUUGAUCGGAUUUUUAUCCGGUUUCUGAGUUCUGACCCGAGUUUAAUGGUUGAUGGGAUGGAUAUGGGAAGGGUACUAAACAUGGCACAUCUUACAUGGUUAACAUUGUUUUUUUUUUCUUGUUUAAUCGAAACUUAUUGAAUUCAGUAGCUGCCCGGGGUUUUUAUUCUGCUUUUUUAUUUUUAUCAAAUUGAAGUGAAUGUAGCGUGCGUUUUUAAUUGUGUGACGCUUUGUUUUGACAAGGAAACUGUACUGUUGUAAAACUAUUUUAUCAAGAGUUAAACGACAAGCUGUUGAUCCCAGUGUUUAUAUUUAUAAUUUCUUACAAAUUGUAUUACAUUUUCUAAUUAAUUGAUUUUUGAACCGAACACUCUUGUUCGGAAUUCUUC